Messenger RNA from Perca fluviatilis (European perch), 1483 nucleotides. It is a transcript of the gene mogat3b, whose product is annotated as monoacylglycerol O-acyltransferase 3b. Bases 128 to 1264 code for a protein of 378 amino acids. The record is from RefSeq and is a predicted model, not a curated record. NCBI's taxonomy places the organism in Eukaryota, Metazoa, Chordata, Actinopteri, Perciformes, Percidae. Gene Ontology annotation, biological process: triglyceride biosynthetic process. The transcript has 9 exons. Gene Ontology annotation, molecular function: diacylglycerol O-acyltransferase activity. Gene Ontology annotation, cellular component: endoplasmic reticulum membrane.
CAUCACAUAUCUCCCAGCAAAGCUCCACCCAACUUUAACCUGACUGGAGGUUCAAUCAGCCAGGGCCAUUAAAAACACCUGCGUGAGCGUGCAGGCCCUUUAAUGAAAAUAUACCCUUUUGGCAGCCAUGACAGAGCCGGAGAAGCACAGUAUCGGGGGAGUGGAUUCGUUAUCAGCAGCUUUAAAUGGUCAAAGUGCAUCCUGUCCGUUGUGCUUUCCCUCAACUGGUGAACCUGCAUCCAUUCAAAAUAACGUUGAUACAAACUCUAAUAAGGUUGAAGGAAUGACAAAACAAAAAACUCAGUGGAAGAAGUUUUUAGAGGCAGUAAGUACUCUGCAAUGGGUACUCAGCUUUCUCUUCUUGGGACUGAGCUGUAGUAUCCUGAUGGUGUACCUUAUGUUUACCUCAUUGUGGCCGCUCUCCACUCUGUACUUCAUAUGGCUGGUGAUGGACUGGCAAACCCCUGAAAGAGGGGGCAGGAGAACAACAUUUGUGAGGAAGUGGAGGGUUUGGGAGCACCUCAGAGAUUUCUUCCCGAUCAAAUUGGUGAAGACAGCCGAGCUGAAUCCUAACAAGAACUACAUCCUAGGCUGUCAUCCACAUGGUAUCAUGAGUUUUGGUGGCUUUGCCUGCUUCAGCACUGAGAGCUGUGGCUUCACUAAGGUGUUUCCUGGGAUGCAAGCCACCCUGGUGGUAUUGGCAGGACUUUUCAGGCUACCUCUCCUUAGGGAGUACUUAAUGAGUGCAGGUAUCUGUCCAGUCAGCAAACCAAGCCUUGUCCACCUCCUUUCAAAAAAUGGCAAGGGGAAUGCAGUGGUGAUUGUGAUAGGGGGUGCUGCUGAGGCUCUGUACUCCUCUCCUGGAGUAAAUGCUGUAGUCAUGAAGAAGAGAAAGGGAUUUGUCAGGGUGGCCCUCGAGUUUGGGGCUGAUCUGGUGCCUGUUUACUCAUUUGGGGAGAAUGAACUCUUUCGGCAGGUGAUUUUCUCCGAAAGCAGUCUAGGUCGGAGGUUACAAGACCUGUUUAAAAAGAUUAUGGGUUUUGCCCCGUGUCUAUUUGUUGGAGAGCACUUGGCAUUCCUGCCCUACAGGACUCCAGUCACCACUGUUGUGGGAUGUCCAAUCUCGGUGCCAAAGCGUGUCACACCUACUGAGGAGGAGGUCGACCACUAUCAUAAACUGUACAUGGAGGCCCUGUCAAAGUUGUUCCAUGAACACAAAGUCAGCUGUGGACUUUCUGACAGUCACAAGCUUCGGAUCCUUUAGAAAUUCGACUUCCAAAUUAAUUAGCAGUUUUUAUUCGCUGCUUUUAAUGGGGCUCACCCUUGAUGGGAGUGUGGAUCUGAUCUGUUGAACUUUUUAAACAAUAGAUUGAUCAGGCAGGUUUUUGUUCAUGCUUCAUUCUGCAAGUUCCUACUGUAUUUGAAUUCAGGAAUGUAAGAUGGGAUGCCCUUCAUGUAAUGUUCAUAAAGCAGUGAAAAAGUC